AUGAAUGAGAGCAAAUGCAUCACCCCGAACCUCCGAUGCAACGGCUUGAACGACUGCCAAGACGGCUCCGACGAACGCGACUGCCCCGAGUAUUGCAAGAGCGUCGGACUUCUCUCCUGCGUGACGGAAGGCGGCUGCCUGACGGAAGACAAAUGGUGCAACAUGAUUAUCGACUGCCCCGAUAUGUCCGAUGAGACUCAUUGUAAAGUCGAACUCUAUAAGAAGCAUGACGAAAUGUGUAACUGCGAACAAGUCUGCGUCCGCCGCCCCAAAGAUACCGAUUACUGCUACGAAAAGAAUUACGUCACCGGCGUCUUUGGCCGAACGAUAGCCGAAUCGAGGACUAAGGACAUGAGCGACCUGUUGCAGAUUUACACACCGGAUCAAGACGAGGUGAAAAAGUACGGGAUUAGAGCCAGAGAUUUCAUAACCAGCUGCAGUUUCGACAAUCGAGAUUGCUCCUGCAAGGAUUUCUACGAAUGGCGAAGCGACGACUAUGGAAAUUGCUUCACCUUCAACAGUCCAUUCUUGGAGAAGUACGUAGAAGACUCGGAAGGAAACUACGUGAAGCAAAAUGUGAUUCCACGCUACACGACGCAAUUCGGCUUUCAGGUCGAAUCUCUGAAUCUAAUAUAUAUAGACGAUCGUGACUCUAUUGACUGGCGCUAA
This is a messenger RNA of Darwinula stevensoni, 669 nucleotides long. NCBI's taxonomy places the organism in Eukaryota, Metazoa, Arthropoda, Ostracoda, Podocopida, Darwinulidae. The record is from the annotation of a GenBank genome assembly.